CAGCGAAGCAGGCCGAUACUGGAACAUGAACAUUAUACUGAAGGCUACGUCUGUACCAGACUGAAUAAAACUUUCAGUCUACCGCUUAUGUGUUCUAUACCACGCUCGUGUUUGUACGGGGGAAUGUUUGACUAUGUGUCUGGAGCCAACUUCUUAGGAGAGAUAACCGAGUGGGCAGGCUUCGCUCUGGCUGGACACUCUGUUCACAGUUCAGCUUUUGCCGUCUUUACCACAGUGGUCCUCACCAGCAGGGCUGUGGCCCAUCACAAAUGGUACCUCGCUAAGUUUGAAGACUACCCUAAAAGCAGGAAGGCGCUGAUUCCUUUUCUGCUCUAAAAAACACCAUGGGUACUGGAAGCUCGACAAGGUACUUGUUCUCACAACAAAAGUCCCCCAGAUGUCAGAGAAAACCUUGAAGAUAUAUAUUUUGUUAACAUAAAUGUAACAGAGGCUGUAUGCUUUGUAAAUGAUCUCAUCUGGGCUGCAACAGCUAAACACCAUCAUACCGUCUGCUUAUUACUUUGGUAAUAAUGUCUAACAAAGCAAAAUAAGCCGAACUGAAUGUACUGGAAGUGUUUGCUGAAGAGGCGACAUUUAGCGUUCCUGAAGAGGAAAUAAGAUCCCGACUGGAGCAUACCUCAACAGUUUACAGGAGAUUUAUAACACUUCGCUCAAGCAAUAAACACUUUUUAAGACUCUCCGCUGAUCUGCAUAUUCUCCCAGAUGGAUCAUAAACUCGGAAAUGCAAAGCAGACACUUACAAGUCUCAGGAGUCAUCUGUUGCAAGUGCAUCUUUUUUUAACAUCCAUUGGAAUUGAAUAGAUGAAAGACGAGGGAAGUUCCUUCCUCCUUUUGACGACAACACUGCGUCUCCGUCCUUUAAAGACUGAGACACGAGCAGGCUUGUCCACAGCUACUCGGCUGCGGGGCCAAUCAAACGGAGGUCAAGCACGGCCCUCAAUAACUCACCCAUGCCUGAGGUAAGAAGAAGAGGGCGCGCUGCCUUAACACGUCACUACUGUCGGAGCUUCGGAGAAACAGAGAGAAAAGAAGAAGAAAUGAAUGAGUGUGUGAAAGCUGCGGUAAAGAUAAGACAUCUGGAUUUGAUCUUCACGUCUCUUCUAUUCUAUCAUUGUUUCAUUAUCACUUUAACCACGAGCCAUGUGAGUUAGAGCUGUUCUGGAAUCAUGUCUCCUUCUGUAGAUACUAAUAAUGUGCCUUACUUUCAGUGUUUCUCAAAAUAAGUUUAUAGCGGGGGGGGGAAAAGUGCAAUUAUCUCAUCGCACGUUAAAUUUAAAUGCAAGUGAAAAUGACAUUGAUUGCGUUGAAUCUGGGUUUCACAGUGUACCUGCUAAAAGUGCCAGCUGCAGCUUCCUCCCAUAACUCUUCUGUUCUCUCUUUCCCAGUGAGGGACAUGUUACAACACCAGUCACAGCCAAGGUCACGUCUUUAUGAAUUGUAUUAAUGUGUAAAAGAAUAUCUGUAUGUUGUCAUUGUUUUAACACAUGGUCUCAUCAAUAAACAAUGUGAUGGGGUGUGAUGAAAAAUGAA
This is a messenger RNA of Cottoperca gobio, 1551 nucleotides long. RefSeq names its product 3-oxo-5-alpha-steroid 4-dehydrogenase 1-like. Gene Ontology annotation, biological process: steroid biosynthetic process. The transcript has 3 exons. The record is from RefSeq and is a predicted model, not a curated record. Gene Ontology annotation, molecular function: 3-oxo-5-alpha-steroid 4-dehydrogenase activity. The coding region runs from base 88 to 336 and encodes 82 amino acids. Lineage: Eukaryota; Metazoa; Chordata; Actinopteri; Perciformes; Bovichtidae.